Messenger RNA from Triticum urartu, 1266 nucleotides. RefSeq names its product defective in cullin neddylation protein (DUF298) (gene AAR3). Gene Ontology annotation, cellular component: ubiquitin ligase complex. Gene Ontology annotation, molecular function: ubiquitin conjugating enzyme binding; ubiquitin-like protein binding; cullin family protein binding. Gene Ontology annotation, biological process: protein neddylation. Lineage: Eukaryota; Viridiplantae; Streptophyta; Magnoliopsida; Poales; Poaceae. The record is from RefSeq and is a predicted model, not a curated record.
UCCGCACCCAAGCCGAAUCUUACGCCUCUGACGUCUCUUCCUCCUCCCCCCCUCCGCUCCCCCCUUGCCUUUUGCAGCUCUGCUUGCUCGCGUCGUGCUGCAAUUGAGAUCGACUCGUCGGUGGCCGACCCCUCGGCGGCGAGCACCGGGGUUAGGGUUUAGGGGCCUGGAUCCAUGGCUCGGCCCAUGGGAUCCAGCGGCUUCGAGGCUGCCCUAGCCGUGUGCCCCGCCGCCGCCCAGGCCUACUCCAAGUACUGCGGUAUUGUAUCCGGAUGCACAAAUGCGAACCCAAGGGAAGGGUUGGCGGAUCUUUCACGAACUAUAGAUAAUAUGGAAGGAAUGAGGGAUGGAAUAUUUGGUGAUAUUCACAAGCUCAUGUCAGUUCUUGAGUUCGAUGAUGUGAGCCAAUUCAAUUCCUUCUAUGAUUUUGUCUUCUUCAUUUCUCGUGAAAAUGGCCAAAAGAAUAUUACUGUUCAGAAGGCUCUUGCAGCAUGGAGGAUAGUUCUUGUUGGAAGGUUCCGAUUGCUUGACCGGUGGUGUAACUUUGUUGAGAAGUACCAACGUCACAACAUUUCUGAGGACGCCUGGCAGCAGCUACUAGCUUUCAGCAGGUGUGUAAACGAGGAUCUGGAAGGUUAUGAUCCAAAAGGUGCUUGGCCUGUCAUAAUUGAUGAUUUUGUGGAGCACAUGCACAGAAUCUACCGCCCUAGUGACUGCUCCAGUGCAAUGGAAUCACAAUGCAGCAUUUCCAAUACAUUUAGAGGUCUAAAUCUAUUACCUGGAUCAAAGAGGAAAUGCCCUACUCAGUUUAACUCCAGUGAAGAGAGCGUAGAGCUCUCAGAAGCUCUCAGACACUCUGUCCAACUUACCCCGUCGAAGCGACUUAAGGAAAGUUCCGCGCCUACUAGAUAUGGGGUUUGGGAGCGAGACGCAGGUACCCCUUUCUUUAACAGCACACCAGAUUGUCGUGAGGACAUGAAUUUACACAACUCAAGAGGCUGCCUUCAGAACUCACCUCGUGUUAUUGAGGAUGGUUUUUCAAAAGGGUUUGAAGGUUGCAUUUCAAUGAAAUGCUCAUUUUAGUGCAAUGAGGAAUGCAUGGCAUCAUCAUUUAUGACUGCCCGUUACUCCAUAUAUUUCUGUUUUGCGUCAACACCAUUUUGUAUUUGUACUUAAAGUCAGUUUCCUGGUGGUGAUAUUAUCUUGUACACAAACAGUGAUGUUAUACAUGUCUGUUAUCGCAGAGAAAACGGCUUGUGAUUGUUC